Strongylus vulgaris is the source of this 281-nucleotide messenger RNA. NCBI's taxonomy places the organism in Eukaryota, Metazoa, Nematoda, Chromadorea, Rhabditida, Strongylidae. The record is from the annotation of a GenBank genome assembly.
AUGAGCCCAUAUGGCUUCUACCCUCCGUAUCCUUACUAUCCCUACUUUCCCCCAAUGUAUCAUCCAACCUAUCACCCAUACUGUCCAGGACCAAUACCAGCUGCUCAGCCAUCAGAACUCACUGGUUUGAAUACCGAGAGAGAGAACAGCAGAAUUCCAGACCCAUUCGGAGGUGGAGGAAAUGUCCAAAUUUAUCCAUUGCGCACACCUGUCAUACCAGACAAUGAAGUGAGGUUUUUAUUCUUUUUGCAUUUCCACCUUGGAGAAACUCUGUCAUAACU